AUGAUUAUGAUGAUGUCACAAAGACCUAUACAAGCUUCCCUGUGUGCUUAUUACCUUCCUGUAUUAUUUGACAGAAUAUCUGAUCAAGCGGGGGUACCGAGUGCAGCUCCGCCCUGUACGGUAUGGCGUGGUAGCAUAAAGAACUUUAAAUUCAACACACCUUUCGAUCAAGAUCCAGUUUGCAAGCGUGCCGUGGAAGCAGUGAUAACAUCGAGUGUAAAAUUCCGUCGAGCCAGAACCUACCUCUGGUUCUGGUCUCUAUUAGACCAUGAACUCUUCAAACGAACCGGAUAUGGACCAAUGGACAACUGGCCAGGCACUGUUGAAUCCGUAGAAUAUAAUGAUCUCCAAAACAAGGGUUACCGCGUCAAGCUAGUUCCAGUGAAGUGGGCAAAUUAUUGUAUGUUGGAAAUAUGUGGACAUGAGGUAUUUCGCUGUAAUUUAAAGAAUUUAAAAUUUAACACGUGUGUCAAGCGCGAUGUAAUUGCUCAGAGGGCAAUAGAAGCUGUGUUGGUAUGUUCAUCCAUGUUGCGACGCGCUCGCGCCUACCUCUGGUUCUGGUCUCUCAUAGACCAUCAACUCUUCAGACGAACGAAAUUCGGGCCACAGGACUACUUUUUAACUAACGCAGACCAUGGCCGUCCUUUCGCAAGUCCUAGAGAUUGUGUGAAAUGUUGCGUCCCACCAACUUACGUGUUCCAGCGGCUAAAAUUGAAACUAAAGGACGCCCCAACAAAAUGGCGUAAAUACUUUUUAAAUAAACUAGAGCCACCGACUGAACGUCGUAAGUUGGUGUUACUAUCGAGAACUUUUCUUAACAUUAAAACAUUUCGAAACUACACGUUGCAUGUUUUGUUCCGUCAAAGUCCACGCACGCAAAUAAUACACGCACAGAAACCCUUAGAAAUAUAA
Molecule: messenger RNA, 912 nt
Organism: Spodoptera littoralis (African cotton leafworm)
Lineage: Eukaryota; Metazoa; Arthropoda; Insecta; Lepidoptera; Noctuidae
Source: the annotation of a GenBank genome assembly